Messenger RNA from Aspergillus calidoustus, 1758 nucleotides. The record is from the annotation of a GenBank genome assembly. NCBI's taxonomy places the organism in Eukaryota, Fungi, Ascomycota, Eurotiomycetes, Eurotiales, Aspergillaceae.
AUGACGCAGAUUUUGUCCAAGUCGGCCGGUGGCGUACUUCAAAUUCCAGCCUCUGCGACUCAGAAAAACGCGUCUUCUCCGGCCAAAUCAGUACCGAAGGCCGCAGCCCCGCGGUUGAAGUUACUUGUACGGCGUCUACCACCGGGAUUGACGCAGGAGGAAUUCGAGACGGCACUGGGCGCGGAAUGGAAGCUUGGUGCCGGCAAGGCUAGCUGGUAUCAAUAUAAACCUGGGAAGGUCUCGAAAGACCCGGCCAAACCCUCCCGCCCGUCUCGCGCAUACAUCAAUGUCUCCUCCAGCGAUCAUAUCAGCCCUCUCUCGGACAAAGUCCGGGGGACAUCAUUCAUAGACGCUCGCAACACCGCCAACGAUCCUAUUCUUCUCGGCCCUCCUACCCUUGAAUUUGCUCCUUACGCCAAGAUCCCUGGAAGUCGUGUUCGCAAGGAUGCCCGUCAGGGAACAAUUGACCAGGAUCCGGAGUUUAUACUUUUUCUCGAGAGUCUUACGCAACCUAUCACGAAGUCUGGGCCUCUAGAAUCCACCGCGGAUGGUGAAGACAAGAAGGAAGCCAUAACGACGACUCCGUUGGUGCAAUACAUCAAGGAGAAGAAAGCAAACAAGGCAAAGGAAGCUGCAAACAAGUCAUCCAGGGGCAGGUCAGAAAGAGAAUCAAAAUCCGAAAAGGUUCAGUCGAAAAAGCUACUGCAACGACCUGAGAAGGAAGUUGCUCAGCCGGCCAACGCUGAAAAGACCGAGAAGAAGUCAAGGACCGAGAGGGCUACGAAGGAGGCAGUGAAAGCUGCGAACAAGCAGGCCGCUAAUGUGGCUUCCAAACAAACUGCCAAGGCGGCUACAGCACAAAACUCACCCAAGGAGCCGACACAACCGGCUGCUGAGCGGAAGAGGGAACGUGGAAACGUAGCUGCCGUUGGGAAAAUACUGCAGCGAGACCUGGGACUGGCACCGUCUAGCAAUCGUCGAAGAGGUGGACGGGGAGCUGCCGCCGAUGGUGACGGCAGAGCAAAUCAGGCUGCUCCCCCCUCAGAGACGGCCAAGAAGGAGACACCUACCAAAUCACCUAGAGGUCCGGCUCAGGAUACCAAGGCGAAACGGAGCAAUACUCCUCAACCUGGCGAAACACCAAACUCUCAACGUUCUGAAACCAGCACUCCAGCUCCAGCUACGUCUACACCCAGGGCCCCCAGAUCAAGAGGCAAGCAAGCCUCGGCACCUACACCACCAACACCCGCCGCCUCCACCGCGACGCAGGCAUUCCUCAAACACGCCAACCCGUCACAAGGAGUGACUGAGCCUCUGCUCGAGACUGCUUUUGCGCCAUUCGGUAAAGUCCUAAAGGUGGAAAUUGACAAGAAGAAAGGAUUCGGUUAUGUUGAUUUCGCCCAGCCAGAUGGACUGCAGAAAGCAAUCGCUGCUAGCCCAGUCACCGUUGCACAGAGCCAGGUUGUUGUCCUAGAGAGGAAAGCAAACCCAAGCGCGGAGAAAGGCCGUGGGAAGGGUCGCGGCGGCGAGGCCAAACCCCCUCUCAACCCGAGCGGGGAUAGCAACAGCAAAGCCGGUGGUGGGAAGCCUAGCGAAGGGGGUACAGGUGGCGGCGGCACGUCCUCUCGUUCUCGGCGCGGUGGACGAGGUAGAGGUGGUCAAAAGAACAAGGAUGGAGGGGGUGAGAAGGGUGGUGGUGGUAAUGGCGGAGGCGGAAAUGCAACUGCGUCGGAGCAGAAGCCCGCAGAAACGAAAUGA